Molecule: messenger RNA, 2402 nt
Organism: Sphaeramia orbicularis (orbiculate cardinalfish)
Lineage: Eukaryota; Metazoa; Chordata; Actinopteri; Kurtiformes; Apogonidae
Product: RILP-like protein 1
Exons: 8
Coding region: 167-1531 (454 amino acids)
Biological process (GO): cilium assembly
Cellular component (GO): cytoplasm; ciliary basal body
Molecular function (GO): small GTPase binding; dynein light intermediate chain binding; protein dimerization activity
Source: RefSeq, a predicted model, not a curated record
CAUCAGAAACGCAGCUCGGAACUUAUAAAACUGUCAACAAACGGACACUCCUGUCCACACACGCCUCCAUUAAACCUGUUUUUCGGCGGGUAAUGUGCGUGUGCUCCGUGUCAGAGCACAGGGACUAUGUUGAAUGUUGGAGGUGUAAAUAAAGCAGAGGUCAGACAUGGAAACCACGGUCAUGCCGGUGCUGGAAAGACCCGCGGCGGAGCUCACCGUCGUGGAUGUGUACGACAUCGCCGCGGUGCUCGGACAGGAGUUUGAACGGAUCAUCGACCGCUUCGGGUGCGAGUCUCUGGUCGGAGUGGUGCCCAAGGUGGUGCGGGUCCUGGAGCUGCUGGAGGUGCUGGUGAACCGGGGAGCCGGAAGACAGGAGGCCGAGGAGCUGAGGAGGGAGCUGGACAGGCUGCGGCAGGAGAGGAGCGACAGAUACGAACAGGAGAGGAAGCACCAGAUGGAGUUGGAGCUCGUGGAAGAUGUGUGGAGAGGGGAAGUACAGGACCUGCUUUCUCAAAUCACUCAACUUCAGGCAGAAAACAAGAAGCUGCUCGUGAGUCUGUCACUCAAAGAGUCACCUGUCACAGAGGAAGACCUGCAGAAACAGGAGGGAAUGUCAGAGAAGGAGAGGCAGGUGAUAAUGAAGCUCAAAGACUUGGUGGAUAAGCAGAGGGAUGAAAUCCGAGCUAAAGAUCAUGAGCUGACACUCAGAAAUGAAGACGUUGAAGCGCUCCAAAUGCAGCAGCAGAGGUUGAUCAGAAUCAACCAGGAUCUUCGUCAUAGAACUGGAGUGGUGGAGGCCCAGGGAAAGAAACUGAUCCAGCAGAGGGCUGAGCUGGAGGCUGCGGCCCAGGCCCGGCAGCAGGAGCUGUCAGCUGUGCAGCUGGAGGUGAUCAGGCUUAAAAAGGAGCUCCGGGAGUUGGAGCUGGAGAGGGAGGUUGCAGAUAUAGAAGAGACCUGUCUCCCUAGAUCUGACAUGUCGUCACCUGCGUCGCUGCAGGUAAUGUCUUCAGCAGCAGCACCAGAUAAUGCCAUCAAACCAAAUUCAGUGUGGGUGGAGUGUGGAGGGGACCCUGGUUUCCUAGCGAGCUGCUUUGAGCAUGAUAACAAUCCAUCGCCUCUUCCAAGGACAAAGACCAGAAAAGAUCCUGAGAUAGAUUCUGUUGAAGAUGAGGACACGACAGCUUUGUUACUGGAUGUAUCAGCCGAUACAGAGUCGGAGGAGGAGGAAACGGACAAACCUCGCUUUACUCUGCAGGAGCUGCGGGACGUCCUGCAGGAGAGAAACGAACUCAAAGCCCAAGUAUUCAUGCUACAGGAAGAGCUGGCAUAUUAUAAAACUGAAGAAUUUGAGGAUGACAGCAGUUCCUUUGUCUGUACUUCAUCUCCUGAACCAUGCACUGCCUCUAAUGAUCAGCCUGAAUCAGGCAUUCGCCGCCUGAUCUUCACUGCCAUAAUGCCAAUGGUAGCAGCCGGUUUGAUUGCAGAUGAUCCUACGUUGUUGCCAAUCCGAAGACUUGUUUCCUUUGUAUGAUCUCUGAAAUGUAUUUGAUUCUUACUGGUUAUUGUUCUUAUUUUACCACACUGUCAAACCAAAGUGUACAGAACAGUAUGAAUUGUUUUAAUGAUCAAAUAACUUUGAUAUUUUACAGUAAAUAUAUAUGAUCUAUGCAAAUUUUAGAAAUAUGACAAAUGUGGACCUUUGGGUUUUUACUCAGACUUUAUGGUACAUUUAUCAAAUUUUAUAAGAUCUUUAAAAGAAUGUAAGUGAACGUAUUGUAUAGCAUCUAGUUUUUAUGGACUGUGUGUAUUUAUGUUAAUACUCAGGUUUUUGUGGCUUUAUGAAAAGUCACCACCUGUCAGUCAGUACAUCAUUUUAUAUUAUACAAUGAAAAGGUUUUGCUCUGUUGCUUUAUUACAAAGCUUGAUGCUUCAUAAGAAAAGGUCCCACUGUUACUGUAGAGGGCAUUGCCUUUGCGUACCAGGAUGGUGAACCAUGAACAGCUCAGGAGUUCAGGAGAAUAUCUUAAACACUUUGACAUAUCUAUGAAUUUUGACAUAUCUAUGAAUUUUUCUAAGUAACAGUGUUGUGUUUUUAGAGGUGGGUCCAGACCUGUGAAGAGUAAUGGGACAUCCUGGGUAUUUUGCCUGGAGGUGAUGUUGAAAUGCAUUUGAUUGUGUGAGGAUGUUAAAGUUUUUAAGUCGUGUUUUAAGAUGCUGCAGGUGAGUUAGGUGCCUCUGUAUUCCUCUUAAAGUCUGUAUGAGAUAAUUUGCUUGGUAAGCACUUCAUUGCCCCUGAUUUGAUAAGAGGGGCAUUCCUUUUGCAUGUAUUUAAGACAUGUCUUAACUGGAUUAUAUUUGUAAAAUAUUGUUCACUAACAAUAAAUUACCAGUUUUAAAAGUAA